Messenger RNA from Cavenderia fasciculata, 906 nucleotides. RefSeq names its product histone RNA hairpin-binding protein (gene slbp). Gene Ontology annotation, biological process: mRNA transport; mRNA 3'-end processing by stem-loop binding and cleavage. The transcript is spliced from 2 exons. The record is from RefSeq and is a predicted model, not a curated record. Gene Ontology annotation, cellular component: histone pre-mRNA 3'end processing complex; cytoplasm. Gene Ontology annotation, molecular function: mRNA binding; histone pre-mRNA stem-loop binding. Lineage: Eukaryota; Evosea; Eumycetozoa; Acytosteliales; Cavenderiaceae. Bases 1 to 906 code for a protein of 301 amino acids.
AUGGAACCCAAUAAUAAUAAUAGUAAUAGUAAUAGUAAUCAAAGGUACGAUAAUGAUAAUCGUAGUACCACAACACCCUCUUAUUAUCGUCAUGAUGAUAGGACGAGUAGGUCAUCAUCAAACGAUAAUAGAAGAGAUAGAUCUAAAAGAAAUGAUAGCGAUGGUGAAGAUGACAACAACAACAACAGAAAUUAUCGUUCAUCAUCAUAUUCCUCUUCGUCCACCUCUUCUUCAAGAUAUAAUAAUCAUCAAAAUAAAAGUAAUCAUUACGACCCUUAUAAACGAACUAAUAAUAAUCGAAAUAAUAAUAAUAGUCAACGUGAUAAUCAACGUAGUAAUAAUAAUAACAGUGAUAGUAAUAGUAAUGGUAUGGUCAAAGAUAACCUUGACCAAAAAGCAUCAACAACAGUAAACAGUAAAUUUUAUGGAUCUGUUCCUGAUGUAUUAUUAAGUCAACAGGAAACCGAUCCAUUAAAACUACAAUCUAGACAAAAAGAUAUUGAUUAUGGAAAGAAUACGAUUGGAUAUGACAACUAUAUCAAUACAGUACCAAAAGACCAACGAAAAAAAGGUCAUCCAAUGACACCAUCUAAAUAUCAAUCUUGUAGUCGUAGGUCUUGGGCUGCACAAAUUAAAAUAUGGAGAAAAGCUUUACAUCAAUAUGAUCCAGAAGGCCAUACUGGUGAUGAUGAUGACUACAAUCGUGAUAAUGAUGUCAACAACAAUCGUAAUAAUGAAACCAAUCAAAAUGGUGGUGAUGGUGUUGUUGAACAAACAAAUAUUGAUGAACAACAAGAUGGAGAUGAUCAAGGUGGAUAUGAAAACUUACAAGACCAAUUACUAGAAAAUCAAAAUUUACUAUUAUCUAUGAUGGCUACAACUGAACCACCAUCAACAAAUCAAUAA